This is a messenger RNA of Pyricularia oryzae 70-15, 2105 nucleotides long. Its product is annotated as cytochrome P450 51. The record is from RefSeq and is a predicted model, not a curated record. Gene Ontology annotation, biological process: ergosterol biosynthetic process. Bases 219 to 1799 code for a protein of 526 amino acids. Lineage: Eukaryota; Fungi; Ascomycota; Sordariomycetes; Magnaporthales; Pyriculariaceae. The transcript is spliced from 2 exons. Gene Ontology annotation, molecular function: oxidoreductase activity, acting on paired donors, with incorporation or reduction of molecular oxygen; iron ion binding; monooxygenase activity.
UUUUGAUAAAAGGGCCCCCGUUCGGUCCCAUCUCAUCCCUUUGAUUCAUUAGACCAACUAUUUGUGCGCAUUCCUGUUGCGUGUCUUUUAUGUGUCCCUUGCCCUCCUUUAAUUCUUUUCUUUCCUGAGAUAUAAAUGACGGCAGAGAGUUGCAUUUUCGUCGUCGCUCCCUAGAUUCAAUUUUCCUCAGACUUCGUCUUGUCGAUUCCCCCCUUACAAUGGGCCUUCUACAGGACACCACCGGCCCGCUGGUAGAUGCCUUCUACCAGCUGGGCACUGGGGCGCAGGUUGGUGUUGCCUUCGUCAGCUUCAUCUUCCUCUCGGUCUUUUUCCACGUAGCGCAGCAGAUCUUCUUCAAGAACCCCCAUGAGCCGCCCGUCGUCUUCAGCUGGUUCCCCGUCGUCGGUUCGACGGUCACGUAUGGAAAGGACCCGCCACAGUUCUUCCGGGACAUGGCCAAGAAGUACGGCAACAUCUUUACCUUCAUUCUCCUCGGAAAGAAGACAACCGUCUACAUCGGCACCGAAGGCAACGAGUUCAUCCUCAACGGCAAGCUGCGCGAUGUCAAUGCAGAGGAGAUCUACGGACCCAUGACCACUCCCGUGUUCGGCAAGGACGUCGUCUAUGACUGCCCCAACGCCAAGCUGAUGGAGCAAAAGAAGUUUAUGAAGAUCGCCCUCACCACCGAGGCCUUCCGUUCUUACGUUCCUAUCAUUGCCGACGAGGUUUCGAGCUACCUGAAGCGGACCCCCGCCUUCAAGGGCCCGUCGGGCGUCGUCAACAUCCCGCCCAAGAUGGCCGAGAUUACCAUCUUCACCGCCUCGCACGCCCUCCAGGGUAAGGAGAUCCGCGACCAGUUCGACGAGACCCUGGCCGAUUUGUACCACGACCUCGACAUGGGCUUCCACCCGGUCAACUUCAAGCUUCACUGGCUACCCCUCCCCCGCAACAUCCGCCGCGACAAGGCACAAAAGACCAUCGCCAAGAUCUACAUGGACACCAUCCAGCGCCGCCGUGCGAAGGGUAAGGACUCCGAGGCCAAGGAUAUGAUGUACCACCUUAUGAACUCGACCUACAAAAAUGGCACCCCCGUCCCUGACCACGAGAUCGCCCACAUGAUGAUCGCUCUCCUGAUGGCCGGACAGCACUCGUCGUCGUCCACCAGCUCCUGGAUCAUGCUCCGCCUCGCCAGCCGCCCGGAUAUUAUGGAGGAACUGUACCAGGAGCAGGUCCGCGCGCUGGGUGCCGACUUGCCCCCUCUCCGCUACGAGGACCUCGCCAAUCUGCCUCUCCACCUCGCCGUCAUCAAGGAGACUCUCCGCCUCCACGCUCCGAUCAACUCCAUUCUCCGCGCCGUGAAGCAGGACCUCCCCGUUCCGGGUACCAACUACGUCAUCGCCAAGGACACCACCGUCCUCGCCGCCCCCGGAUACUCGGCCGGUGACCCCAACCACUUCCCUGAGCCGGAACUUUGGGAGCCGCACCGUUGGGAGGCCGACUCGCGCCUGGCUCCACGCAUCUCGAUGAGCAACGACAACGAUGAGGAGGAGAAGAUUGAUUACGGAUACGGCCUCGUCAGCAAGGGUACUACCUCUCCUUACUUGCCCUUUGGCGCCGGUCGCCACCGCUGCAUCGGUGAACACUUCGCCAACGUCCAGCUUCAGACCAUUGUCGCCAUGAUUGUGCGCGAGUUCAAGUUCCGCAACGUCGACGGCAGCGGCAAGGUCGUCGGCACCAACUACGCCUCGCUCUUCUCCAGGCCUGAGGAGCCCGCCAAAAUUUACUGGGAGAGGCGCUAAAGGGGCAAGAGAAAAACAAAAAGUAAAACAAACCCCAAAAACAAUAUCUUGGUGGGUGGUUGCUCCUUGCAGUUUUCCGGUCAGGUUAUCCAACAAGUGUGGGAAAGGCACCCAGCCAAGAUGAAGAUCAGAACAAGUUUCUUGUACAUAGAGUUAUAGAGCUUUUGAGAUUUUGGCGGUGGGAGGUUUCUGGCAUGCUCUGAGCAUUUUGCGCCAUCUUUUCCAUCAAAGAAAUGCGAAAUCGGCGGCCGGUUAGAGAUGGAUAUAUAAUUACUAAUAGCAAUACGAGACGUUAUGACGAUGAAA